AUGAAAUCUUGUCCUAUCCAUAUCCCUACUGAGGUCAGCAACACAACCUGGGACUCCUGUUUGUACAUGGAAAAGGAAACCAGAACAUUGGUUGCUGAGCAGAGGAGUGAAUCAAAUCCUAGUGAUGAAUUUGGAGAUAGUGAAGACAAAGAAAAUGAAACUGACAAGGUAGCAAGGAAUGCAGAUUAUAUGUCUGUUCCAAAAGAAAAAUUAAACAAAUCACAGAGAAAAGCCGAGUCGCUGAUUAAGGCAAAAAAGAACUGCCAGGCAAACCAGGAACUGAUUCGCUGUGUUACGUUUUCCCGAAUUGUUUUUGGAACUGAACACUGGAGAUAUGCCCAAGCAUUAACCAACCUGGCUUAUGGAUACCUGACACUGAGAGAACUCCCAGCUCAAGCCAAGCAACAUGCUGAGUCUGCAAAAAAUUCUCUGCUGACCUGGAAGAGCUCAGCGAUCUCAGACAUGGAUAAGAAGGAGAUCCUUGGCACACUGGUGACAUUAUACUAUACUUUGGGGAUGUCAGAUCUCAUGCAGAACCAUGGCAAGGAAGCUUAUUACAAUCUUCAGAAAUCUGAGAAGAGCAUGGAGGAACUAUGGGAAUGUCAUGAUGCAGCCACAGUUAGAGAAUUAAAAGUCUCUGAGAAAGACCUCAUAAUUGCUUUGGGCAGAGCUGCUUUGCAACUUCACCGAUUGAACUUGUCUGUGAAUUACUUUGAAAAGGCAAUCACCCAUGUUAUCUCUUCCAAGGGUGAUUCUGCAUCAGAACUGAUCAGCCUGUAUCAGGAAGCUGCACAGGUUGAACAGCUCAGGAAAAACCACGAAAGAGCCAUUGAACACUUGCUUCAGGCUCAUUCAAUCUGCGUGGCUUCAUACAAAGAACUCAGUGCUGAAGCUGCUAGGACGGGUUUCUUGCUAGCUAAAGCUUAUGCCACAUCUGGAGAGCCACAACACAGGGAUGCUGCUGAGCUGUAUUUUACAAGCAGCCUGAAGGCAUACCAAGCUGCGCUGGGCCCAGAUAAUUAUCAUACAAUGUGUGCCACUGAGGAAUUCAGCAAAUGGCUUUUACAAAUUGGAGAAAAACAGGAGGCUUACAAACUUUUGAAGAACUCACUGAAGUCCCAACUGAUGAGCUAUGGUGACUAUAGUGAGAAAGUGGCAGAAACUUUCUAUAUUCUGGGCAGCAUCUGCCUAGCCAAGGGAGAAAUAAAAAAGACCACUCAACUACUAAAGAAGUGUUUGGAAAUUCAAAUCCUUAUUUAUGGAACAGAUCACAAAAAAACCAGAGAGACACAAAAACUGCUGACCUUGCUACAGAGGUAA
Molecule: messenger RNA, 1320 nt
Organism: Dromiciops gliroides (monito del monte)
Lineage: Eukaryota; Metazoa; Chordata; Mammalia; Microbiotheria; Microbiotheriidae
Gene: TTC23L
Product: tetratricopeptide repeat domain 23 like
Exons: 10
Coding region: 1-1320 (439 amino acids)
Molecular function (GO): protein binding
Source: RefSeq, a predicted model, not a curated record